Molecule: messenger RNA, 831 nt
Organism: Gloeophyllum trabeum ATCC 11539
Lineage: Eukaryota; Fungi; Basidiomycota; Agaricomycetes; Gloeophyllales; Gloeophyllaceae
Exons: 2
Coding region: 1-831 (276 amino acids)
Source: RefSeq, a predicted model, not a curated record
AUGGAUACCGUUGUAGAUCCUCAGCGAGACGAACGUGGGAAGCACGACUGGGUUAUCCUGUCCCAAGAAGUCGAACCGAGCGACCAGUACGAACACGAAUAUCGCAUCGAAAUAGGCCGCCAGGUCAAAUACAUCACCAUCGAACCAGGGACGUACGAACAGGACGUGCUCGAUUUCCCUUGUCCUCAUGAGCUUCCGAAGCUACCGCCGGGAGAUUGGACCUGUGCUCGUAUAUUCCGCCAGCCUGGCAAAGCACAGCCCACUAUAGAGUUUUCGAGCAGAAAAUUACUAGGACUCUCGGCUACUUGGCACCCUGAUUGCAUCGAAAUACUAUCUCUAACCCUCAAGGACCGUCUCUCUUUUCGCGUUCGGGUAGCGCAAUAUGGGUCGAAACUGGCUGUAGCGAAGAUUGCUCGGUUCGAAUGGGAGCUCCAAUACGUGGAGCAAGAGACCGCUGUUUAUAAAACCAUCGACGGUCUCGGCAUUGCACCCCAGUUCCUUGGUCAUUUGGCAGAAGAAGGUCGGGUCAUGGGCCUCCUAUUGGAGAAGGUAGAAGGCAGACUGGCUGGCAUCGAAGACCUUGAUGCUUGUCGGAGCGCUUUGAAGCGUCUGCAUGCGCUGGGCAUCCUCCACGGUGACACGAACAGGCACAAUUAUAUAGUUACUGACCAAGGUGUGAAGGUGAUCGACUUCGAGAACGCGAUCGUAGGAGGUAGCCAGGAACAGAUGGACGAAGAGUGCGCGCAGCUCGCCUUACAGCUUACUGAAACAUCAGGAAGGGGCGGGGGCUACAUCUGGACCGAGGAAGCAUACAAAGCUUUACAGGAUUAA